Molecule: messenger RNA, 1469 nt
Organism: Seminavis robusta
Lineage: Eukaryota; Bacillariophyta; Bacillariophyceae; Naviculales; Naviculaceae
Source: the annotation of a GenBank genome assembly
CACUUUUCCGUACUAGUUAGUCGCCACAGCAAACACAAACAUCAAUCAUCACCAUGGUCCAAGUAAUUGUCCGUCCUCAUCCUGAUUCCCAGCACUUGCUCCUCGACAAAGAUAGUUUGGACAAGAAGCAUGCCGUAGUUUCAAUUCUCCACAGCAAGCCACGUUCUUACGAAGUCACGCAAGCCUUGACGCCUCAGUCUUCGCAAAGCCAAGUGUUCACCAAUGCGUUGGAACCUUUGUUGAAUCAGUGGCUUACCAAAGGCGACCAUGGAGCGCUCUUUGCAUAUGGCUUUACUGGUACAGGCAAAUCCUAUAGUCUCUUUGGGAUACCCGAGAAUCCAGGCGGUAUUUGGUUGUCGGCGCAGUACUUGUUGGAGAAUCUGCCAACCGGAUCGAAACUUCGUUGUUCCAUGUGCGAAAUCGAUGGAAAGUCCGUCAAGGAUUUGCUGGUAUUGGACGAAACCAUCAAUGGUCAAUUGACGGUCCGUGUCGAUGAACAAGGUUCUGUCCACUUGCGCAAAGCCGAUGGCAGUGGACCACUCCGACGUGUUGUCUUGGAGACGGCGCAAGAAUUUCAGGUCCUUUGGGAACAGGCCCAAAAAUCCCGCCGUGUGGGAUCGUCCACCGUUCACGAUGCCAGUUCCAGGACUCAUGCGGUAGUGGACUUUGAGAUUGUCAACGAUCGCAUCGUCGAGCUGGAGGAAGCGGUCGAAGAAAAGCAUGCUGCGUACAUUGCGAUUAGCAAUCAAAAGGAUGACGCCUUGAAGGAACGGAUUGAAGAGGCGUACAAGCGAGAUGGGCCCAAUGCCAUGGUCGACGGGCGUCCUCUGGCGGAACUGCUACAAGAGCACGGAAAACCCCAUGAAGAGUCUCUGUUGGCUCUGGAUGAAGCGCGCCGUAUGUUGGGUGAAUACAAGGAAACCGCUGGAAUUGCUGCCUUUUUGGGAAGCUUCUCCAUGAUUGACAUGGCAGGAAAUGAUUGGGAGCAGGCUACCACUAUGCAGACUGCGCAAGCGAAGAAGGAACACUCGGACAUUAAUGCAUCUCUGUUGGCAGUCAAGGAAUGCUUCCGGGCCAUGCAGCAAGGGAAGCGACACAUUCCCUUUCGUCGAUCCUGUUUGACCCAGAUCUUGAAACGAUACUUUAGUUCAGCCAAUUCCAAUUGUGUCAUGCUGACAACUAUCUAUCCGCAAGAGGAAGAAGUGACACUCAAGCAGACCAUGAACACGUUGCUAUAUGCUUCCUCCAUUGCCAAGAUGCGAACGUAGAAUGUGUAAGCAAAGCCUCAAUAAAGAAGCAAUAGACGUGGAAGCCGGCAGGAACGAGAUGGAUGUAAUACAGCAUACCGGUAAUUGUACCGUACACCAACAGUGGAUAUUGGUACAGACUUGAAGCUACAAACCUUUUUAAAAGUAUAGAUAAUUGUUGUGUUACCAGUGCCUUGCGAAAGCAGAGACUCUACUACCGGU